Bactrocera dorsalis (oriental fruit fly) is the source of this 4547-nucleotide messenger RNA. RefSeq names its product phosphoinositide 3-kinase regulatory subunit 4 (gene Vps15). Gene Ontology annotation, cellular component: nucleus-vacuole junction; late endosome; phosphatidylinositol 3-kinase complex, class III, type I. NCBI's taxonomy places the organism in Eukaryota, Metazoa, Arthropoda, Insecta, Diptera, Tephritidae. Gene Ontology annotation, molecular function: ATP binding; protein binding; protein serine/threonine kinase activity. The record is from RefSeq and is a predicted model, not a curated record. Bases 186 to 4205 code for a protein of 1339 amino acids. The transcript has 15 exons. Gene Ontology annotation, biological process: macroautophagy; autophagy of peroxisome; protein phosphorylation.
GCUUGCAGAAACAGCUGGUUCUAUAAAUGUUAAGCAAGUAAACAUUUUUCGUACAGCUGCUUUGUAGUAUUUUUUCUCAGCUAUAUUGUGGAUUUUCACCCUUAUAAAAGAAGUUACUUUUAAUAAAAUCAUUUAGAAAGUGAAAUAAAUUAAAUCACAACUGUUGUAAAGUUAAACACCUGAAAAUGGGUAACCAGCUGGUGGGUAUAGCCCCAUCCCAAAUAUACCCUAUGGAUCAUUAUUUUUCUGGCACGGAAAUUGUUUUCGAAUCAAACAUGGGCAGUACGCGUUUCUUCAAAGUGGCCAAGGCAAAAUCAGAGGAAGGUUUAGUGGUGGUGAAAGUGUUUGUGAGACAUGACCCUACUUUACCACUAGAGUAUCACAAAGAACGUCUUGAGUACAUAAAAAAGUCGCUAGCAAAUGCAGUAAAUUGCUUACCGUUUCAGAGAGUAGAGUUAACUGAUAAAGCCGCAUACAUAACGCGUGAAUAUGUAAAGCACAGCUUGUACGACCGUGUCUCCACGCGACCCUUCCUCACAACGCUCGAAAAGAAAUGGAUCACUUUUCAAAUACUUUGUGCAUUGAACCAAUGCCACAAGCAAAAGAUUUGUCACGGUGACAUUAAGUUGGAGAAUAUAUUGAUAACUUCCUGGAAUUGGGUUUUACUCUCUGAUUUCGCAUCCUUUAAGCCAACAUACCUCCCCGAAGACAAUCCCGCCGAUUACACUUAUUUCUUUGACACCAGCAGACGCCGCACUUGCUACAUAGCUCCUGAACGUUUCGUCAAAACAUUCUCGUCUGACGAUGCUGAAGGUUAUGGCGCUAUGCUACCCACUGACUCCCUUGUGCGUCUAGGGCCAUAUAUUUCAGAUAAUACGCUGGUGCCCUCUAUGGAUAUAUUUUCCGCAGGUUGCGCACUUUUGGAACUGUGGACUGAGGGCACAGCACCUUUUGAACUUUCUCAGCUACUUUCAUACCGUAGCGGUGAAAAUGAACUGGUGUACAAGCAUUUAGAGAGCAUUGAAAACGAAAACCUUCGUGCACUACUCAGCUCCAUGAUCAACUUGAAUUCAAUGUACAGAAAAAGUGCUGAAGACUACUUGGACGAAGAACGUGGGCGUCUCUUCCCCGAAUAUUUUUACUCAUUUCUGCAAUCAUAUUUGCAAAUGUUCUCUUCCUCGCCAAUAAUGUCGCCAGAUGAUAAAAUCUUACGUUUACAUUCCGAUAUUGGGCACUGCAUAAAAGUAUUGACAAAUGAUCCAAACAUAACACCGGAUGUUGAUGAAAAAUCCGGUGCCGGUGAAAAGAUGGACAACUGCCAACGAUUGCCAGCCGAACAGGAUGGUUUGAUUUUAAUAAUCACAGUUGUGACCUCGUGCAUACGCGGCCUAAAACAAUCGAACACAAAAAUUUGUUCACUGGACAUUCUCCAUCGAUUAUGCAAGUACACCACUUCAGAAACGAUCUUAGAUCGUAUAUUGCCCUAUAUUCUUCACCUGGCGCAAUAUGCGACAUCAAAAGUACAAGUUCAAGCAAUUGAAACGCUAACUUCGUGUCUUAGCAUGGUCAAGCAAAUACCGUUAAGUGACGCUAAUGUCUUUCCCGAGUAUAUUUUGCCCUCAAUAGAAAAAUUAUGCAGCGAACCCAGUGCGGUUAUUGUACGCGUGGCAUUUGCGCGAAAUAUUGCCAAAUUAGCGAAGAUUGCUAUAUAUUUUCUCGAAGAAACACAACGAAAUGCCCCAAAUGAUAUGCCUGCGCGCAGAUACGAGGCCGAAUUGAACGCCUUACAUGACAUAAUACAACAAAAUGUGCUAAGUCUGCUGACCGAUUCGAAGCCAAUUGUGAAGCAAACCCUUAUGGAGUCAGGCAUUUGUGAUCUGUGCGGCUUCUUUGGCAAGGAGAAAGCUAAUGAUAUUAUACUGUCACAUAUAAUGACAUUCCUGAAUGAUGAAGACAAAAACCUGCGCGGUUCUUUCUAUGAUAAUAUCGCCGGUGUAGCUGGCUAUGUUGGUUGGCAGGCCUCUGAUAUACUUGUGCCACUAUUGCAUCAAGGUUUCACAGAUCGCGAAGAGUUUGUCAUUAGUAAGGCCAUACGUGCUAUUACGAUACUCAUCGAAUUGGGACAUAUAAAAAAGCCCACCAUUACUGAGAUUAUUAAGGAAACGUGUUGCUAUUUAUGUCACCCGAACUUGUGGAUACGCCAUGAAAUUUGUGGCAUGAUUUCAACAGCGGCACGUACCCUGAGUGCCAUAGACGUGCAGGUGAAGAUUAUGCCGGCCAUUAAGAGAUUCCUUAAGAUACCGCUGAUACAAGUGGAAAAGCCCGAUUUGUUGCUGGACUGCUUGCAGCCGCCGAUUCCGCAACAAAUCUACGAUAGUAUUAUAAGGUUUAACGACAUACAAAUGUUGGUGAAUGAACUGGAAAUUCGAGCCGUCGCCCGCAAUAAUCCUAGAGCUGCAUUAAUGCCGCAACAUGAUGACUCUAGCCAAGCUUUAAGAAAUCUUUUCUGUCGAUUAACCUCUGAAGGUCUCAAUGACUUAGUGGAAAUGCAGCUGCUAGCCUUCAAGCCCUACUUAUUCAAAUUAAAGCAUAAAUCACAGCAAGAAGUUGACGAGCCGACCUCCGGCAAUGGACGCAUUGUGAUCACACGCAAAAACGUAGUAUGCCACGAAUACCCAUUAGCUGAUAAGCUCUCCAAAUCGCCACAAGAAACACGUGCAAAUGAAGGCAUUCUGCCUGCUGCUGCAUCACCUGCAACCGAGGUGGCUGUAACGUCGCUCGGCGGUAUAGCUGGCAGUCCACCGACUGGCAUUACGAUGCUUGGUGGCACACCUCAUCCGACGGCAACUGUAAGCGCCGCCACUUCGCUCGGAGAGUAUACAAUGCCCGAACGCAACUAUUGGCAGGAACGCUCAUCGGAGUGCCGUAAAGAUUUGGACGCUCUACGUAUUACAUUUAAAAAUCGUUACAGUAUGUUAGCGUUUUCACAGCACAGCCACAACGAGCGGCUCAACUCAGUUUAUCCGCAAGGUUGGUCACUAAAUGGCACUAUGAUAGCGCAUCUGCAUGAGCAUUCUGAAUCUGUGAUUAAGAUGACAUCGCUGAAGCCGCACGGCGCCAUUUUUGCCAGUGGCAGCAUUGACGGCACAGUGAGACUUUGGGACUGCAAUAAACUAAACGGUAAUCAGGGCAUCAAUCGAUCACGGCAAGUGUACUCGGCCAAUACGCCAAUUUACGCGCUGGUCGCUUGCGAUGGCGGCCAGUCGUUGGCCGUCGGUGGCAAAGAUGGUAGCUUGCUUAUAAUGCGAAUAGACAGGAAUUCCUCAAAAAUGACGUUGCAGCAGGCGUUGCAUUUAGACGAAGGCGAAAACAGCGAUGGCCCUGUGGUGGAUAUGCAAACCUACGACCAAAGCGUUAUUAUCUAUGCGACUGUGUAUGGCGGCAUUGUUGGUUGGGAUACGCGCGUACAAAAGCCCGUCUGGCGUUUAGAAAACGAACUGCAACACGGUGUCAUAACUACGAUUUGUGUCGAUUCGGCUGGCUCGUGGCUAGCAACCGGCACCAGUGGUGGCAAGCACAUUUGCUGGGAUCUACGUUUUCGCCUGCCAAUCGCCGAAAUUAAGCAUCCAAAUGGUUCGCGUAUACGUAAGGUGGCCUGUCACCCCACAGAGCCCUCAUACCUAAUUUCGGCCUCACAAUCGAACAAUGAAGUGUCGCUGUGGAACAUUGAAACCGGCCAUCGCCAAGCAGUAUUGUGGGCCAGUGCCACACCCGUGCUAUCGAACAUUCAAAUGAGCGAGACGUCAACAUCAUGUGGUCUGCUGAGCGGUGUAGUCGACAAAUCGCCAUUCUUAUUAACUGGUAGUUCAGAUCAACGCAUACGUUACUGGGAUCUAAAUGAGCCCAAAAACUCGUCUCUCAAAGUGCCCGCAGCUAAAGAUAAUCUGGAAGACGUUUCAUUCACCUACGACUCGCAAAUCAUAGACGGCAGUCAAGUAAUUUAUGAACAAAAGCAUAAAUUGAGCAAUCCAACGGGUUUGAGUUCGCCGGGCUGUUCAAUGGAAGAAAAUCCUCGUUCCGGCCCAGACAUGCCUUCACCAUGUCAUCACGACGCCAUAACCGAUUUGCUAAUGUGUAAAACUGACAAAGGGCAGAUUUAUGUGGCCUCCGCUGCCCGAGAUGGUGUUAUCAAGUUGUGGAAGUAGACAUAGUUAUAUUAUUUAUUUGAAAACAACUUAUUUUGUUUAUAUAAUAAUAUAUAAAAAAUGAGUUGUAUAAGCUUAAAAUAUUUUAUAUAUGCACAUACAUAUAUAAGCAAGUGCAUAUAUAAGUAUAUACAUAUAUUAACAUGUGCGUAUGCCUGUGAUUUGUCAUUUUAUGUACAUACAGUUAUGUACCCUUUUCAAAUUCUUGUGUUUUAUACAUGCAAUAUAUACUUACGUUUUGUAACUCAUUUUAUUAUUUUUUUUUUUUUUGUUCUUGAAAAUAUUAAGAAAAGUGCAUAAGUUUAAUAAAAUAUGCAAAUGAUUUACUAGCGAUAAAAAUAA